UAUCAUCUUCUGGGGUCCCUCUGUGUGCCAUUGUUCAGGAUGAGGGUCUCCACUGUGAUCUGGGGGUCCCUUUGUCUUAUUGGAGCUGGGGCCCUCAGGGGCCCCAGUGAAGUCACUGUCCAUCACGGAGAGGAUUUAUCUGUGACCUGUUAUUACGAUGAUGGCUUUGAAUCCUAUGUUAAGUAUUGGUGUAAAGGAGCCUACAGGAAAACCUGUGACAUCCUCAUCAAAUCAACUGAUGGAAGGUCCAUGAACCAAUAUUCUAUGGAGGACAAUCCUUCAAGUCGCAGCCUUACCAUCACCAAAAGACGAAUGAGACCGGAAGAUUCUGACACGUAUCAAUGUGGGAUCGAACGAAACUGGUCCGAUAACAUGCACCCCGUGAAGGUGACCGUCCUCCCAGGGGUCUGCAGGAUGACGCCACUCUGGACCUCCAUAGUGGAAUUCCCUCCUAGAUUUGAGACUGCAUGGGAGAACGAGGUGGUGGAAGUGUCAUGUAAGGAGCAGUAUGACAGCAGGACGUUCCAUCUGACGUGUGUGAAGAAGUCAGACGUUUUCCAGUUUUUAUUUCAUUCUGAGCCGGCACCGUGUACACGGAAGUGUCAGAGGUUGAUAAAUGUGGGACAGAAUAUAAGCAUGUAUCCAGAGAAGGAAUAUUAUGGUCAGGGUGAAGAAGUGACGCUGAUGUGUCCCCCUGGAUAUUCACCCAAUUACAGCAAAAUCCGAUGUAUAAGAGCCAACAGCACCAAUAUCUGGAAUGUGACUGAGGCUUUCUGUAUCUAC
Molecule: messenger RNA, 783 nt
Organism: Staurois parvus
Lineage: Eukaryota; Metazoa; Chordata; Amphibia; Anura; Ranidae
Source: the annotation of a GenBank genome assembly